AUGCCGGACGUUUCAAGCUGCGUUCGAACGGCGCAAGUGGUCGGGCUGACUGCAUCUGGGAUGAUGGCUGGAGCGAUUAUCAGCUACUCUACCGUGCUGAUACCCUCGAUCACUCUCCCUGCCGGCUCCGGACCAGCCAGCUACGACUCCAACCACAAGCCUGGCACUCCCAUCUCGCACAUUGCUACCCAAUGGCGCCACGCCUACAACAUCGGCAAGAGCUCGAUGCCUUUCUGUGCGAUUGGAGCGGGCUCUGCCUACGCCUAUCUGGCCUACGUGUUCCGCCACGAAACGACUCUUCGUGUAGCCGACGUGAGGACCUCGAACUGGUAUCUGCUUGCCUCCGGGCUGGUGAUGUCUAUUAUCCCGUACACGCUGAUGGUGAUGAGCCCGACGAACAACAGCCUGCUUUCCCGUGCCGAGGUGACGGAUGCGGAGGCCAUGACGGGUGUGUCCAAGGCGAAGGAGGCGGCCAGCAGGGCCAGCGACUCCAAGGCGACCAGGGAAGACGUCGAGGUGUUGAACUGGCUCAAGGGUUGGGCCGAGUUGAAUGUUGUCAGGGGCCUGUUCCCCCUGGCAGCAACGCUCUCUGCACUCUAUGCAACUCUAUACUAG
Molecule: messenger RNA, 615 nt
Organism: Microsporum canis CBS 113480
Lineage: Eukaryota; Fungi; Ascomycota; Eurotiomycetes; Onygenales; Arthrodermataceae
Exons: 2
Coding region: 1-615 (204 amino acids)
Source: RefSeq, a predicted model, not a curated record